AUAGAGUGUGUGAUGUCAGAGGGCUGGGCAGGGCCAGAAGGUUCAGACAGCUGUCUGCUAAACAAGGAUUACAGAGCAAGGGAUCUCUCCCUCUCUCUAAUUCUCUCCCUCCAUGGUGGGGAAAUGACAGUCAUGUUGAUGGAAGAUAUCUCAUUUCUGGACAGAGAGAGGUAAGGAUAUUGUCUAUUUCAAACUGAUUUGUUGUGUAUUUGAUUGUUGUGUAACUGCUGGACAAUUUGUUGGGACAGGGCUUGGAGAGCAGUAAUCCGUCCUGCUCUUGGAAGAGUAAAGCCUAUUCUGGUUUGUACUAGCCAGUUGACCAACAUGGUCCAGGCAGGGCUGCAGUUAACUAUGUGCUUGGUCUAUUCAGAGUAUAUUUGGGCUAUUCUAAAGAAAAUAAAAAUAGGUGUGAAUUUAAGUGUUUAACCUAUUCAAUUAGGUGCCCUGAUGACCACUAUCAUUCAGUUGUGUAUUGGUUUAAGAGGCCAGGUCAGAAAGGCUACAAAGUAAAACGUGUUUUGGUUAUGUAAUUUAGAUGUUCACAGGAGCCCCUAGCACAUUCUUCCACAUUGAAUGGAGGGCAGGCAUACCCAAAUUGUUGAUGGAGUCCUACAACUAUAGAGCUUACUAGCAACGCAUUCCAGAGAGCAGCACUCACGCGUUGCAAUAUAGGAACGUGGUGAUUAACAGUUACUCACAGCUGCUGAGAAAGGCAUGCAUUGUUGAUCUCACUUCUUUAAAUACUAUGGGCGUUGUCUGAUAUCAACCAGGGGUUUGACACUUUGUACGCGUACACCAAAACGUUGAACAAUACCGCACAAGUGUUUGUGUGCGUCGACGCUGGUGCGUGAAUAUUAAGGUCUCCCUUAUUUGACGAACGUGUCCAGAAUAUCCGUUUCAAUGUUGUCUCGUAAGUAAUUUCAUAUCGUUGUAGUUUGUAUCACUUUUAAACGACAAGUAGUGUAAAAGUACUUGGCAGUGACAUUCAAACAUUUAAUUUCGAACCAGUGUGCCAAAUGCGCACACAGUCAAAAUCCAGUAAUGGUCAGGUGGUCAAGUCUGGUGACAAUUUCAAAUUAAAACAAUUUAAAUGUAUUUACUCUUGCUGAGUAAGUCUUGUAGGAUAUGUCCAUGUUUUUGUCUGAGAAAAGGUGAACAUUGUAUAAUUCACUUCAGAUACAAAGUGUAUGAACAGGAGGUGCAUUAUGUCAAGCACUUGGAUGUGUGAGUAGCCCCAGCUUUGUGGAUGAAUGUUUUUUGUUUUUUUCAGAGACCAUGAGGGGAUGGGAAGGGUUUAUUGGGUUAUGCCCAGAGGGGUUCCUCUCUCUCAGGCAUUUAAAUGUCAUCUCCAAAGUACUUGUAGAGCAGGAACAGGACAUUUCACACAGGUACUCAGAGGUCGGGGCCAGGCAAGACUUAGUCUGUGAUACACUGUAUAUACAAAGGUAUGUGGACACCCCCUUCAAAUUAGUAGAUUCAGGUGUAUAAAAUCGAGCACACAGCCAUGCAAUCUCCAUAGACAAACAUUGGCAGUAGAAUGGCCUUACUGAAGAGCUCAGUGACUUUCAACGUGGCACCGUCAUGGGAUGCCACCUUUCCAACAAGUCAGUUCGUCAAAUUUCUGCCUUGCUAGAGCUGCCCUAGUCAACUGUAAGUGCUGUUAUUGUGAAGUGGAAACAUCUAGGAGCAACAACGGCUCAGCCACAAAGUGGUAGGCCACACAAGCUCACAGAAUGGGAUUGCCAAGUGCUGAAGCACCUAGUGCGUAAAAAUUGUCUGUCCUCGGUUGCAACACUCACCAUCGAGUUCCAAACUGCCUCUGGAAGCAACGUCAGCACAAGAACUGUUCAUCAGGAGCUUCAUGAAAUAGGUUUCCAUGGCCGAGCAGCCGCACACAUGCCUAAGAUCACCAUGCUCAAUGCCAAGCGUUGGUUGGAGUGGUGUAAAGCGUUACCCGCCAUUGGACUCUGGAGCAGUGGAAACGCCUUCUCUGGAGUGAUGAAUCACAUUUCACCAUCUGGCAGUCCGAAAGACGGAUCUGGGUUUGGCGGAUGCCAGGAGAACGCUACCUACCCCAAUGCAUAGUGCCAACUGUAAUGUUUGGUGGAGUAGGAAUAUUGGUGUGGGGCUGUUUUUCAUGGUUCGGACUAGGCCCCUUAGUUCCAGUGAAGGGAAAUCUUAAUGCUACAGCAUACAAUAACAUUCUAGAAGAUUCUGUGCUUCCAACUUUGUGGCAACAGUUUGGGGAAGGCCCUUUCCUGUUUCAGCAUGACAAUGACCCCAUGCACAUAGCGAGGUCCAUACAGAAAUGGUUUGUCGAGAUCAGUGUGGAAGAACUUGACUGGCCUGCACAGAGCCCUGACCUCAACCCCAUCGAACACCUUUGGGAUGAAUUGGAACGCUGACUGCGAGCCAGGCCUAAUCGCCCAACAUCAGUGCCCAACCUCACUAAUGCUCUUGUGGCUGAAUGGAAGCUAGUCCUCUCAGCAAUGUUCCAACAUCUAGUGGAAUGCCUUCCCAGAAGAGUGGAGGCUGUUAUAGCAGCAAAGGGGGGACCAACUCCAUAUUAAUGCCCAUGAUUUUAGAAUGAGAUGUUUGACGAGCAGGUGUCCACAUCCUUUUGAUCAUGUAGUGUAAGUCAUCUACCACAGUCACACUUUUAGUUGACUGUGACAUCAGCUUCUCACAGGAUGUCAUCUCCUCUCCUCAUGUUGAAAUUGUCCCUUCUCUGUUAGGAGAUUCACCUGAGAUUCAGUCAAGUCUCAGACUCUGGUCGCAUCUAGACCCCUGGGGAGGCUCCAUGGAGGAGAAGGAGGAGAACCCGCUGGAGAGGGAGCAUACUCUAGCAGUGGUUCUACCAGGAGGCCUGGAGAAAACAGCCACGGUACAUGGGAGGUAAGAGGCAUACAGACAGGAUAAUUUUUCAUUUUCAUCUAAAUCAGAUGAAUUCUAUAGAACUAGACCUCUCAAUUCUGUCCAUUUGCUCUUCAGUGGAGCCAUAUGAAGUCAUACUGUGUAUUUGGAAUGGAUUGACUGAGUACGAAAAAAGUAUGAAAAUGUAUGCACUCUCGAUAAGAGCGUCUGCUAAAUGACAAACAUCACUAAAAUGAAUUUUAAACCAUGAAUAUAACUCUAUACUGUAUACACAUGUAGUACACAAGCGCUGUGAUUGUAUCUCUACAGUAAACCUGUGAUGGACCUACUGGUCACACUCUGUGCCCAGUACCACCUGAAUCCAUCUGACUUCACCAUAGAACUCCAGUCAGCCAAUAGAAACAACAUCUCCUUCAAACCCAGCUCUCUCAUUGGAGCCAUGGAGGCUCACAGGAUCCUACUGAAACCUAAAGGGGGAGAGGAGAAGAUAAGGAGGCCAUACGUGCCAGAGGUAUAUACUGACAAAAUGCAUCUAGACACACAAACACACACACACUAACCAAUCUCCAUCCUAGGUCAGUUUAUGUACUGAAGGGAUGCUGUUUCCUAUAGGCCACUGUACGUCUGCUGAUCAACUACAAGAAGAACCAUAAGGCCGUUGUGAGGGUCAACCCUAGAGUCCCGCUGGAGCAGCUCGUGCCUGCGGUGUGUGAGAAGUGUGAGUUUGACCUGGAGUCCACCAUCUUACUGAGAGACAACAGCUCUGAAGAACCUUUAGACCUGACCAGGUCCCUCAAUGACUAUGGAUUGAGGGAACUGUACGCAAAGGACACGGCAGGUGAGAGAUGUUUUUAUGUUACUCUGCUUUUGAGUUUUGGUGGCACUGGUAGUAAUGACAUAGUUGUUUCAUACCCAAACUUUUGGAGACAUUUGGCUGUUUCUACAGAAUAUUAUUUACCCACUGAGUUCAUAGUGUAUGUAUACUGUAAAUAUGAAAAUGCUAACAUGGAUGUUCUAUCUAUGUUUUUCUAAUCUUGAACAGCUGUCAGUCCUGCUGUCAGUCCUGAAGUGGUUAUCACAUUACCUCUCCCCGAAGGUACAAAACUUUACGAAAAUGUCUGAAAAUGUCCAAUUUAAACAAUUAACACAUUGAAUUAGAAUACAAGUGUUGUAUGUUCUGCUGUUGCUAUUUCUUUCUCCUAGAAGCACCUGUUGGAAAUACACCAUGUAAAGAGAAGAACCGGAAUGAAAAAGAGAACAGGGGAUUGUUCGGCUUAUUCAGGAGAAUUAAGAAGAAACCGGAAAAGGUACUUUUAUUUUACAUUUAUGUCAUUUAGCAGACGCGCUUAUCCAGAGCGACUUACAGGAGCAAUUAGGGUUAAGUGCCUUGCUCAAGGGCACAUCGACAGAUUUUUCACCUAGUCGACUCAGGGAUUAGAACCAGCAACCUUUCGGUUACUGGCACAACGCUCUUAACCACUAAGCUACCUGCCGCCCCUCUCCCAGAGCUUAGCUUUACCAUUGAACGUAGGCAUUGUGUAAGAAAUUGAUUUUUGACUUUGACUAGAUCUGUGAAUGCAGUUGUUUUUUCUCAGCUGUGCUAGAUUUGAGUGUGUGGUAGGAUUUCAGUGUACACUUUGUGAUAUGUGUUUUUGCUGUGGUCUUCUUCUAAAGGGUCUCUCAGUGAGUGCCCCGGCCUCGCGUGGUCUGAAAAACCAGCAGGUGGCCAGCGUCAGCAUGAACACCCUGGUUGUCCACUCCUCCAACACCCUGCCCAUGGACAACGCCAAGAAAAGACGGGCACCAAUGCCUCCCAUGGCAGGCUCCCAAAGCGUCCCAGCCAACCUCAACGUCCAGCCGGUGAUCGGCUGGUGGUUUAGGGAUUAGGAUUUAGGGCUGUGUCUCGAUACUCUUUCAUGGCUUCCUUUGCUUGUCUGCUUUGUUAUUACCACUAAUAGAGUACCACAGAAUGAGUCAUAAUACUCAUAAAACCUAGCGGUCAAACAAGGAAAUGGUUCCAAUCGUUUUUCCACCAUUAAUUUUUCCCAUAGGGGAUUUUAGAAACACUUAAAAUUAGGGCUGUGUUUCGUGUAGGCUUACUCUGGCGUGACGUUUUGAUAACCGUGUAAAUUUCUCUAGGACAAGGGGACUUUUGUAAAUAUAUUUGCCUGUAUUUACCCCCCAAAAAUGAAAUGCUGAUUAGCUGCUAAUGUGGCUAUCAUAAAUAACUACAAAUGCCAUGAUGAUCUGGACGAUACUGCCGAAUCGAGGCAAAAGUAAGAAUCUCUGGAUUAACUAUCCAGUGUUAGCUAAAUGUAGUAAUAAAUAAAUUGGCUUUACAUUUCUUUAAAUUGUCAAUUUUGUGAACUGUCUUGUGCAAGUGUUAAAUGUACACUACCUGUUAGCAAAGAUGUCAGCUAGAGAUGACAUGCAGGAGCUUGCAGGGAUUUGUAGUCUUACAUGAUGUCUGCUAAUUAGCAUUUUCAAAUCUGAGAGUAAAUAGAGCCGAUUUAUAUUGAUAAAAGUCACCUUGUCCGAGAGAGAUUUACAUGGUUAUCAAAACAUCACGCCAGAGUAAGCCUACACUAAACACAACCCUUAUUUUAAGUGUUUCUAAAAUCCCCUAUUGGAAAAAUGAAUGGUGGAAAAACGAUUGGAACAAUUUCCCUGUUUGACCGCUAAGUUUUAUGAGUAUUAUGACACCUCCACUGUGGGGCUCUAUAGGUGAAAGGACAGGGGAGACUUCCACCAUAUUGAUUUCACCUGAUUAUGCUCUGCAAGUUUAGUGGUUGGAGAGAAAAGGAAGCAUGUCAAUACUAUUGAGACUCAGCGGUAGAUAUUAGACUUUAGAUCGUGGUUCCAAAUCAUUGUUCCCUGACCAGUGAGAAUGUAUGGGGGAUUUAGAGGAUCCUGUGUUAAAGCUGUGUUUUGUUUCUGGUGUUUUCCAGUUGACCUCUAGGAAGAAGAGGAGAGCCCCCCCGCCACCCCCCUGUGCCCCCCCACUACCAUCCUCCUGUGUUAACACGCACAACAGACCACCCCAGGACCCUGAGAUCAAAGGUCAGUCAUUUUGAAUCACUAGUUGACUUGUAAUCUGAAUGGACUCUCAGUGCUGUAAUAUCGAGUUAGAUCAGGGAUGGGCAACUUUGAUGGGGGUGGGGGCCACAAAAAAACAGAACUCAUGAGGGGCCGCAGGGGCUCGUGGGUCUGCGUACCCACAUCAUACAUGCCCCCACCCCCAACUUGCGAGUAAAACAUUUUAGUGGCCCCACAUGUUACAGCGAAGAGAAACACUUUACGUUUUAAAGUUCAUUUCCUGCAAUUCUGCACAUUUUGCCGUAGGAUGGAGGCAAAUGUUUGCAGGUUUUUAUAUGAUAACUAAUGAUCAAUGGGCCCCUCCCCGGUCGGUAAUUCGACCAUGCUUACUUCAAGUUUAGAUAGCUGGCCGCUAGACUAACUUACCAAUCUAAAAAAUACAAAUGCUGACAUGGGCUAAUUGAGUGACUGCUGAUGCACAACCAAAUUCCGAAAUUGCACCUUGUGUAUUCUAUGAUUCUAACUCUCAACAGUAAGUUGAGACCCCGACUGAGUUCCUUUUUUGAAAUAGGUCCGCGGACCUACAGUACAAAAGCGCCCCAUGGGCUGGCAGUUGCAAUCCCUGAGUUAGAGGGUGGGCUCAUGUAGAAUAAUGUACUGCAUAUGGUGUCUCAUCUGUCCUCUAGUGGUCAAUAUUUUUGUGGGCUCUUUCUGUUGACUCCUAUUCUCCUGUUUGACUGGUUGUCCUGCUUGGCUGUUGGUUCUCCUUGGCAGUCGUGUUUAUCUGUAGGCUGUUUAGAUCCAGACUGAGCUCCCAGUAGGCAGUACUCUUUAAUCCUGGUACCUGAGCAGGAUUGUAGACCACUGUUCUAAGCAGUUUCCCUUCUUUCUCCCCUGCAGACGGCGUGUGAGAGCUCUGUCCUCCUUUCCUCCUCUUCCUCUGUGCUGCUCCUCCUCCUCCUUCUGUUCCACACUCCUCCUGUCCCGUGGUGAACUGUUCUUCCUCCUCUCCUCCAUGUUGGUUUUUGGACUGUCAUGUUUGUCUUCUUUAUAAUCUCUUAUUUAAUUUUUUCUUUUUAAUUUGUUUAUUUUGUAAGCGUAUUGUGCUUUUACCGCCUGUGUAACCUUUGGUUUAGAUGGUAGGUUUCUCAGUACAGUAACACACUGCUUUAUUUCCUGCAAUAUCAUAACUGUGCCUUCUAAAGAUAUGCUUCCAAGAACACACACCUCACAGCGUAAAUGAAUGACUUACUUCACAAGUUCACCUUUGUAUGAAACCAUGAAGGGAUUUGGUUUUAUUGUCUCCAAAACGUAUUUUCUGUUUUGUUUUGUUUGUUUCUGCUCCCCAAUUGACAUGUUUUCUACCAUUCCCCUCUUUCUUUUCAAUCAUAGUUUAAACUACAUCUGUUAAGGAGGUAAUGUUUUCUAAGUCAGACAUAGCUUGAUAUUCCUUGUGCAAAUAAUAAUUUUGUCAUUAUUUUACAAAUGUAUUCAUUCGAUUUUAAUAAAGUGCUCUCUCACUUGUUUUGUCAGAAACUGGGCUGUGUGUGUCUGUACUGUCUAACAUGAGUUACAACCACCUAAGUACUAAUUUCAAUCACAAUCUAAUCUACAAUCAUCUUUGCACCCUUAUUUCCUAUAUUGCAAUCCUCAGUUACUCAAACCCCCUAACAUCCUAACAGUUUCUGUCUUUACAGGGAAUGGAGUGUCACUUUACACACUGGAGGAGGAGAUGGAAGAGUGUGAGGAGGACCUGGACUCCCCAUCCUCUUCCCCAAACAUCUCCAGCCCUUUGACUCAGCCUCGAGUGCCCCCCACUCCCCCUUCUACCCCCUCCACUACCUCUCGUCCCUCUAGCACCUUUCCACCCUCCAAUCCCUACCAUCCCUCUCCUCUCUGCCCCUCCCUCCAUAGGGGAGAUGUUAACCUCUUUCCAGCUUUGUCAAACCCGGGCCAAGCUCAAGCAUCCUUCGUUCCCAACCCCAAGACCCGUCAACUCCACCAAUGGAGGCUCACCUGGGUCCUUGACACAGUCUGGUGGAAGUCAGGAACUCCGUCCCCUCUCUUUGCUCCAACUGAAGACAAAGGCCUGUGGUGAGGCUUGGAGGAGUCCCGGUCUGAGGGAGGGGAUGACCACCUUUACCGUGGUGCCCCGAGGGCAGUCCCUGAGGGGGCAGAGGGACUUGGAGGUGGACCUGACCCUGUUGAAGACCCAGGCCUCAGACCCAGCCCAAACUAUUCAUGAACACUCCAAUGGUGUUGCUGAACCUGGGUUGGAGCUCCACCAGACAAUGAAGGAAACACCUGUAUCGCUGGAGAAGUCAGAGGUUGAGGGAUCCACCCCUAUUGCCUGAUAUGGAUUCUAAACUUUCUCCUCCAGGGUUUCCAGAAGGUUUUACUGACUGUGUCAUCAGUCCUCCAACCGUGUCUAAUCCUAGCGAGCUUUACCAGACCGCACCACAUUCACCAGUGGUAGACCCACAGGAGAGUCCAGAGAUAGAAGCCCAGGAGGAGUCUGCAUCACCCACAGAUAGUCUAGACUCAGAGGUAGCAGUCCAAGAGGAGUCGGAAUCACUCUCAGAGAUACCCAACCCAUAUGCAGCUGACCUGUUGGCCCACACCAAUGGAAGACCUGGAGAUGAGGUGACCUCAACUCCUGAACUACUAGAGAGCAGGGGAUCGUUCUGGAAGCCCAGCCCGGUGAUAGAGGAGGCAGAAGAGGACCGUUUCUGUUUCCCUCCUCCCCCUCCCCCUGUGUGCUAUGAUAAGGAGGUGGAGGAGACAGAGCCGACCCAGUUACGAGUGAGGCCUCCUGGGGGAAGAACUCUCCGCCCUCCCUCUUUUCCUCCACCUUCUCUUCCUACACUGAGUCGUACCUUCUGUGAACCAGCAGAGGGAGACAAUCAGACCAACGCCCCUUCUUCACCCAAACCGAACAUGAUUCAUUUGACUUCACCCAAACCAUACGUGCCUCCCACUGCAGCCAAAACCCUGGCCAGGAAAACCGCCAUCCCCUCCUGCUUUGCCCAGGCUGUGGCUCUAGCCGUCCGUAAGUCCCAGUCCUCCUGUCCCCGGAGGCCAGCACCAGACCUGCUUCCCCCCCGUUCGUCCCUCUCCGGCUCCUCACCCUCCUCUGCCUUACCGCUAACCAACGCGGUGAGUGAUGAUUUUGACCUGCACUGA
This is a messenger RNA of Coregonus sp. 'balchen', 9093 nucleotides long. The record is from the annotation of a GenBank genome assembly. Lineage: Eukaryota; Metazoa; Chordata; Actinopteri; Salmoniformes; Salmonidae.